Gracilinanus agilis (Agile Gracile Mouse Opossum) is the source of this 1758-nucleotide messenger RNA. RefSeq names its product neutrophil cytosolic factor 2 (gene NCF2). Gene Ontology annotation, molecular function: protein binding; superoxide-generating NADPH oxidase activator activity. Gene Ontology annotation, cellular component: NADPH oxidase complex. The record is from RefSeq and is a predicted model, not a curated record. Lineage: Eukaryota; Metazoa; Chordata; Mammalia; Didelphimorphia; Didelphidae. Gene Ontology annotation, biological process: superoxide anion generation; respiratory burst; phagocytosis. The transcript is spliced from 15 exons. The coding region runs from base 1 to 1587 and encodes 528 amino acids.
AUGUCCUUAGCGGAGGCAAUCCGCCUUUGGAAUGAAGGGGUGCUGGCUGCAGACAAGAAGGACUGGCACGGAGCCUUGGAAGCCUUCACCGGAGUUCAGGACCCCCAUUCCCGGAUCUCCUUUAACAUUGGCUGCAUCUACAUGAUCCUGGAAAAACUGCAGGAGGCAGAAAAGGCCUUUACCAGGAGCUUAAAGAGAGACCAGCAUUUAGCAGUGGCUUAUUUCCAACGAGGAAUAGUCUUUUAUAAGAUGGAGAAAUAUGACUCAGCUCUUAAAGACUUAAAAGAAGCACUGACUGAGCUCAGAGGGAACCAGCUGAUAGAUUACAAGAUCCUGGGGCUUCAGUUCAAGUUGUUUGCCUGUGAGGUGCUAUAUAACAUUGCUUUCAUCCAUGCCAAGAAAGAGGAAUGGAAGAAAGCUGAGGAGCACUUGGCACUGGCCAUGAGCAUGAAGACAGAAGCUAGACACUCCAAAAUCGACAAAGCCAUGGAAGCUGUCUGGAAACAGAAACUAUAUGAGCCAGUGGUGAUUCCUGUGGGGAAACUGUUCAGACCUAAUGAGAAGCAGGUGGCCCAGCUGGCCAAGAAGGAUUACUUGGGCAAGGCUACGGUUGUAGCAUCUGUGGUUGAUCAAGACAGUUUCUCAGGAUUUGCCCCUCUGCAACCCCAGGCAGCUGAACCUCCUCCAAGACCUAAAACACCAGAAAUCUUCAAGGCCCUGGAAGGAGAGGCACACCGAGUAUUAUUUGAGUUCACACCUGAGACAUCGGAGGAACUCCAAGUCUUGCCAGGAAACAUCGUCUUUGUCCUGAAGAAAGGAAAUGACAACUGGGCCACAGUCAUGUUUAAUGGGAAGAAGGGACUCGUCCCCUGCAACUACUUGGAACCUGUCGAACUCCGGAUCAAUUCUCAACUUCAAAACCAGGAGGGAGCCUCUCCAGAUUCUGACAUCCCAGCACCACCCAAUUCCAGAGCUCCUCUUAAGCCCCAAUUGCUCCCAGGCAAGAAGCAAGCUGAAGAAGGGCAAGCGCAGGACCUCGCCCUCAGCGUCCCGACGCCCUACACCCUCAAAGUGCACUACAAGUACACGGUGGCCAUGGAGACGCAUCCUGGGCUCUCCUACGCCCAGGUCUUGGACAUGGUGUGCAAAAAGCUGGAGCUUCUCCCGGCGCACACCAAGCUGAGCCACCGGCCAGAGGACAACGAAGGCCUCGUGACCCUUUCAGAGGAAAACCUGAAGACUGCGUGGAGCCGAGUGAAGAAUUACUGCCUGACCCUGUGGUGUGAGAGCACAGUGGGGGAUCAAGGCUUUCCAGAUGUACCAGAGGAAAAAGAAACAUCAAAUGACAAUAUCCAUGUGACAGCACCUCAACAGAAAGAAGGAAGCCAAGUACUGGCACUAUUCAAUUAUGAGGCUUCACAACCAGAGGACCUAGAAUUUCUAGCUGGAGAUGUGAUCCUGGUGCUAUCAAAAGUGAAUGAUGACUGGCUUGAAGGAGAAUGUAAUGGGAAAGUGGGCAUUUUCCCAAAAGCUUUUGUUGAAGGAUGUGCAGCUACAGGCCCAGAAGGCCAGGCCAUGAAAGCCUAAGAAGUUUCAGGGUAGGCAAAGAAGUUGGAAAAACAGACAGAAGUUCUGAGCAUUUCAAAGAUGCACAAGUCGGGUGUCCUGAGAAACAAUACCAGCUGAAGAAUGUUAACUUGCUUUUCUGUUAAGCUUUAUCUGAUAUUUUUAAACUCCAUUAAAAAUCCUGUUACUUAA